This is a messenger RNA of Colletotrichum karsti, 825 nucleotides long. RefSeq names its product alanyl-trna synthetase. Lineage: Eukaryota; Fungi; Ascomycota; Sordariomycetes; Glomerellales; Glomerellaceae. Gene Ontology annotation, biological process: alanyl-tRNA aminoacylation; regulation of translational fidelity. Gene Ontology annotation, molecular function: nucleic acid binding; alanine-tRNA ligase activity; ATP binding. The coding region runs from base 1 to 825 and encodes 274 amino acids. The record is from RefSeq and is a predicted model, not a curated record. The transcript has a single exon.
AUGGCCGCCGCAGCACGCACAUAUCUGGCCUUCCAGCACAACGCCAAACUCCACACCCUCAAGACGCUCGUCACCGCGAUCCGCCCCUUCGCCGACCUCGAAGAAGCCAACCGCCAACUCUUCAAAGAUGGCAGCGACCAGGACCACGUCGUCGUGACGAAGGAGACCAUCUUCCACCCGCAGGGCGGCGGCCAGCCCUCCGACGUCGGCUCCAUAACCACCCCCUUCGGCGCGUCCUUCUCGGUGAACUCGGUGCGCAUGGACGUCGUCCGCGACGGCCAGGUCUUGCACUUCGGCCGCUUCAAGGAGUCGAGCGCGGGGUUCAAGGAGGGCGACGAGGUGGAGCAGGCCAUCGACGCCGAGAAGCGGCUGCUGUACUCGCGGUAUCACACGGCGGGCCACGUCCUCGGCGCCGCGGUGCGGCAUCUGCUCGAGAAGGAGGUGGAGGGCUUCGACGAGCUCAAGGCGUCGCACUUCCCGGACUCGGCCAACUGCGAGUUUCAGGGGUUGAUUGACGGGAAGCACAAGCAGUCGAUCCAGCAAAAGGUCAACGAGUUCCUAGAUGCCAAGAUGGAUGUCAAGGUCGAUUUCUGGGACGAGGAGGACUUUCGCAAGCGUGGGCUGGAGAGGCUGAUUCCCGACAGGAGUCUGGCGCCGCCGGGAGAGAAGUUCAGGGUUGUUGAGAUUGUGGGCGCGGAGGUGUAUCCGUGUGGCGGGACGCACGUUGAUACGACGGAUUUGUGUGGCGAGACGACUGUGAGGAAGAUUUCGAGGAGUAAGGGCAAGUCGAAGGUCAGCUACGCGGUCGCUGCGAAUGCCCCGUAG